Molecule: messenger RNA, 666 nt
Organism: Camponotus floridanus (Florida carpenter ant)
Lineage: Eukaryota; Metazoa; Arthropoda; Insecta; Hymenoptera; Formicidae
Product: mevalonate kinase
Exons: 3
Coding region: 1-666 (221 amino acids)
Biological process (GO): ergosterol biosynthetic process; isoprenoid biosynthetic process
Cellular component (GO): cytoplasm
Molecular function (GO): ATP binding; mevalonate kinase activity
Source: RefSeq, a predicted model, not a curated record
AUGAAAGCUAGUUUUGGCAGCUCGACAUCGUUUGCGCUAUGUCUCGCGGCAUGCUUUCUACAUUGGUCGCGUCUACAGAGAGGUGACCAUAAUAAAUUUAGUAUGGAAGAAUUAGGAGUGAUUGGGGCAUCUGCCAUGUACUGCAGAAAAGGUACACGGAGCUCUAUGUGUCUGUUGGACUCCUCUGUAGGUUUAAGCGGUAACGUAGCUAUAAUAUAUCAAUUGUUGGGCUACCUUCAUCACAAUAGAUUCACUUUCCCAAUGCCAAAAAUGAGGGUUCUCUUGGUUGAUUCGACUGUUCGCCAGAAUAAGUACGAUCAAAUAGAAUUACAUGAAAUAGUUAUUAGCCAGAGAAAUAACAAUUUACAAGCUUUAGUUCGACAGUUCAUAAUAUUAAAGAUCCUUGUUUUAUCAAAUCAACAUGUGCUAUGUAAAUUAAAUUUGUCCAAUCAAAUAUUGGAUGAUAUUUUAUAUAUUUCACAUGAUUAUGGUUAUGAUUCCACGGGAAAACUUACAGGUGAUGGUGAAAAGAAAUUUGCAUGCAUUUUGCUACGACCAGGUAUUUCAGAAGAACAAAUUGAUAAUAUUUCCGCAGAGAUGGAGUCAUAUGAUUUCCCUGUUAUGAUAACUAGCAUAGGUUGUGACGGAGUAAGAAUUGAGGACUAA